AUGUUUAAAAGACUAAAAGGAGUGUUUUCCAGAACAAAAUUAUCACCUGAGCAAUCAGACAGUGAAAAUGAAGGCAUUCCUCCACCAUCCAAGCCGUCUACAGACCAGGGUGAAAAUACAAAAAAAGAUGACCCACAGAAAACUGAGGCCAAUAAGAAGGCAGAGCCUUCACCAAAGGAUCAAGAGGGAGUUCCAGAAAAAGCAGCCAAGUCUUCACAAACUUCACAAACUGAAAAAUCAACCGAACCAGCUAAGGCAACUCAGCAAGAGCAGCAUCAGCUCAAUAAUCGGAAAGAAGAUGCCAAAACACAGAACACAACGUCCCAAGGAUUCCAAACAAAUGAAUAUGCUGAUGCCCAGCUUCAGGAGAUUGUCAGAAAAAUGCGGGAAAGGACCACAGCCUAUAAGGAAAAGCUAAAAGACCCCGUGUUGUCCUCCCCUGAAGGCAGUCCUACAGCUUGUCCCAUGGUAAAAGAAGCAGAAGCAAAGCCAGAAGAGGAUCACUACUGUGAUAUGCUGUGCUGUAAAUUCAAAAAACCUCCACUGAAAAAGUACAUGACCUAUCUAAAGCUACCAGACAGCAUAGAUUCAUACACAGAUCGCCGUUACGUAGCAUGGCUCAUGCUUGUGACAGUGGCCUAUAAUUGGAAUUGUUGGUUUAUCCCCCUUCGCUGUGUGUUUCCAUAUCAAACUCCAAGUAAUACAAUAUACUGGUUUGCUGUAGACAUCAUCUGUGAUAUCUGCUACCUGUGUGACCUGCUGGUUUUCCAGCCCCGAGUGCAAUUUUUAAGAGGUGGAGAUAUAAUAGUAAACAAAGUGGAAAUGAAGAAAUUCUAUCACAGCACUGUAAAGUUUCGGCUCGAUUUGAUAUCAGUAUUGCCAUUUGACGUUUUAUACUUUUUCUUUGGAUUCAACCCAGCAUUUAGAGUAAACAGGAUGCUAAAGCAUAACACAUUCUUUGAGUUCAAUGAUCGUUUGGAAGCUAUCCUGGACAAAGCAUAUAUCUACAGGGUCAUUCGAACCACUGGAUACUUGCUGUUUAUCUUGCACAUUAAUGCAUGCUUGUAUUAUUGGGCUUCAGACUAUGAAGGACUUGGCAGUACCAGAUGGGUGUACGAUGGCCAGGGAAACAUGUACCUGAGGUGUUACUACUGGGCAGUUCGUACUUUAAUCACCAUCGGUGGCCUUCCAGAGCCACAAACAUUGUUCGAGAUAGUCUUUCAACUGCUGAAUUUUUUCUUGGGUGUCUUUGUCUUCUCCAGCUUAAUUGGUCAGAUGAGAGAUGUAAUUGGAGCAGCUACAGCAGGACAGAACUACUACCGUUCCAGCAUGGAUAACACCGUCUCCUAUAUGAACACAUACUCAAUUCCAAAACUGGUUCAAAAUCGUGUUCGAACCUGGUAUGAAUACACAUGGGACUCUCAGGGAAUGCUGGAUGAAUCAGAAUUACUGGAGCAGAUGCCAACCAAAAUGCAAUUAGCCAUUGCAAUUGAUGUGAACUUUGCCAUUGUCAAUAAAGUUGACCUAUUCAAAGGGUGUGAUACUCAGAUGAUAUACGACAUGCUGCUAAGGUUGAAAUCCAUUGUGUAUUUACCUGGUGAUUUUGUCUGCAAAAAGGGAGAAAUUGGCAGAGAGAUGUAUAUCAUCAAACAAGGUGAAGUUCAAGUCCUUGGAGGCCCUGAUGGCACAAAAGUCCUGGUUACACUACGAGCAGGAGCUGUAUUUGGGGAGAUCAGCCUAUUAGCCGCAGGUGGAGGAAAUCGAAGGACUGCCAACGUGGUGGCUCAUGGUUUUGCCAACCUUUUCAUUCUAGACAAGAAAACACUCAAUGAAAUCUUGGUGCACUACCCUGACUCUGAAAAACUUCUGAUGAAGAAAGCGAAGGUGUUGCUGAAAGAGAAGGGGAAACCUCCUCCUGGACCACCAGUGCAGCAGCCCCGGGGCUUGGCCAGUUUGUUUGGGCAGAAACAGGAAACUCCAAAACUGUUUAAAGCGAUGUUUGGAGCUAAAGGAAAAGGAGGCCUUGCUAAGCUGCUGCAGCUGAAGAGAGAACAAGACAUUCAGGUAAUGUCACAGAUAACAGAUUCUGUCAAGUGCUGGAUAGAGAAGUAGGAAAUAUACUGGGA
Phasianus colchicus (ring-necked pheasant) is the source of this 2126-nucleotide messenger RNA. Lineage: Eukaryota; Metazoa; Chordata; Aves; Galliformes; Phasianidae. The record is from RefSeq and is a predicted model, not a curated record.